Molecule: messenger RNA, 733 nt
Organism: Alternaria rosae
Lineage: Eukaryota; Fungi; Ascomycota; Dothideomycetes; Pleosporales; Pleosporaceae
Exons: 3
Coding region: 58-627 (189 amino acids)
Biological process (GO): rRNA processing
Cellular component (GO): Mpp10 complex; small ribosomal subunit; small-subunit processome
Molecular function (GO): rRNA binding; snoRNA binding; structural constituent of ribosome
Source: RefSeq, a predicted model, not a curated record
AUCGCAAGCAAACUCACGACCCACUACCCACGACAACGCCAUACCCUCUACGUCAGUAUGGUGCGCAAACUCAAGCAUCAUGAGCAGAAGCUCUUGAAGAAGGUCGAUUUCAACACCUACAAAAGCGACAAUGACCACCGAGAAGCCGCCGUCAUGCGCCGCUACGCCAUCCAAGGACGCGACGACUACCGAAAAUACAACCAGCUCGCCGGCUCAUUGCGACAACUCGCCCACAGAAUCGCAAACCUCGAUCCAUCUGAUCCCUUCCGUGCCAAGCAAGAGGACCUGAUAUUGGAGAAGCUGUUCUCGAUGGGCUUGCUAGGUACUGGUGGCGGCGGGCGUGGAAAACUGUCCGAUGUCGAGCACAAGCUCACAGUGAGCGCAUUUGCACGGAGGAGAUUACCCGUCAUCAUGACCCGGCUACGUAUGGCAGAUCACGUACAAUCUGCUGUUACACUCGUUGAACAAGGGCACGUGAGAGUCGGAACCGACGUUAUCACAGACCCAGCCUACUUGGUCUCAAGGAAUAUGGAAGACUUCGUCACAUGGGUCGACUCCUCCAAGAUUAAGCGCAACAUUAUGAAGUACCGCGACAAGCUGGACGACUUCGAACUCGAGGCCCUAUGAGAUUUUCCUUCUUUCUUUUCGGUGGCGUUCGUGGAUACAGCAUUUGAAGGCGUUACGGCAUACUCGCGAUAUCCGGCUAUGACAAAAAUUGAUCUUUUAUCUUCGC